Molecule: messenger RNA, 2761 nt
Organism: Tilletiopsis washingtonensis
Lineage: Eukaryota; Fungi; Basidiomycota; Exobasidiomycetes; Entylomatales
Exons: 7
Coding region: 259-2283 (674 amino acids)
Biological process (GO): G protein-coupled receptor signaling pathway
Cellular component (GO): cytoplasm
Molecular function (GO): guanyl-nucleotide exchange factor activity; G-protein alpha-subunit binding
Source: RefSeq, a predicted model, not a curated record
UCUCUCUCACCCCCCCAUUCUCGACGCUGACUCGGCCUCUCUGGUGGACUCUGCCUCUGCGUUCUGUGCUCUCCUUCUCGACCCGCACCUUCUCUCCUUUCUCCUCGCUUGGCAUCGCGCCUCGUCCUUCCUCUGUCCGUCCGCCAGGCUUGGCCCUCCACAUUCCGGCGCCGCAAAGGAAGCCUUGCGCGCCCGCCUGCGCGCGCUUCCUCUUGCCCUCUCGCAGCUGCCGCAUCUCUUUUCUUCCUCUCACACACCAUGUCGUCGCCUCUCGCCGCCUUUCUCCAAGCACCCAGCGCAGCGACGCUCUCCGCGCUGCCGCUGGCGCCGCCGCCGCCCGGCUCGGCGGCCGACGCAGCGCCGGCCACGCUACGCGCUGCGCCCGCGGCGCUGCUGGCGUUUGCUCAGGCGCACCCGCUGCUGGCGCCAAGGGCGCUGCAGGCGCUCAAGAUCGUGGGCACGGCAGAAAGCGUGAGGAGUGUCAUGGGCAGCGAGGAGAUCCUCUCGCAGCUGCUGGCAUAUCUUCCGCAGGCACCAGCCGGACCUGCGUCCGGCAGUGCAGGCGCGAGCGGCAGCAGCAGCAGCACAAGCUACUCCGGCGCCGUGUCCACCGCCUUCGGGCGAGCAUUCACCAAGCGGCCCGGCUCGUCGCGCGCAGGGAGCAGCAGCGGCGGCAUGCGCUCCUCGUCGCCGCCCACUACGCCGCUGGAGCAGCACGUUGACGAGUGGGCCGCGGGCGAUGCGGCACUGCGCGUGCUCAACAACGCCCUGUUCCUGCACGAGCCAGCACGCGUGACGUUCGCAGAUGUGGGCGGGGCGGCCAGGGUGACGGAGAUGCUGCGCAACACGAGCAGCACGCCGCCCGAGAUUCUCUUCCUGGGCGCUCGCCUGCUCUUCUUCUGCACGCUCUUCGAGGCGCCCUUCAACCGCGUCGGCGUCGAGGAGCAUGGUCUCGUCGGCGUGCUCGUUGCGCUGCUCAACCACGUCAUCAACACGCACGCCGCGGCGCCUGCACGCGAGAUGGGCCAGCUGCUGAACCUUGCGGGCGAGGCGCUCAAGACGGCAUUCAACCUCGGCCUCUACUACCCACGCCUCGUGCACUCCGAGGUACGGGCGCGCGACGAGAAGGCCGUGGUGGGCGAGGGCUGGGAUCGGGCAUUGGAGACCCUCAUUGAGCCAACUGUGCGACUGCUCGUUGCUGUGCCGCUGCCACCUGGCGCCCAUCUGGGUGUGCCGCACAGCAACGCCAUCGCCGUGCUGCUCAACUGUCCCAUCUCGCCCUACCGUUCCUGGUGGUUCACCGCGCCGCGGCCCCCAGACGAGAAACCUUCGGCAGCGCGACGCAUCGCCACUGCCGUCUUCUCGCGCAACAACAGCAACGCCAACGCCACCUCUUCGCCCGUGCCUUCGUCACCCAGCUCUUCCUCCUCUUCCGUUCCCCUCGCCGGCAACGCUGCAUUCGAGGCACCGCUACUGACGGCGCUGCUAGGCCUCCUCGACGGCGCGCUGGCACGCUUCUUCCCGCGCAUGUCCAAUGCCGUGGCUGCAGAGGACGACGAGGGAGCCGCGCGUCGUCUGGCGCAGUCGGAAGGCUCAGAUGUAGAAGACACGCUGCAGCCGCUUGUGCUGCUGCUGCGCAAGAUUGCCGUCGAGGACGCAGAUGCUCGCGCUGCGCUGCGCGCUCGCAUUCUGCCGCACGACAUCGACCGCACGGUGCCGCUGAACAAGCGCGAAGACCUCACGGGUCGGCUCAUCCGGCGCAUGGCCUCGGUCUUACUGCCGCGCCUCGGACGCGUCUGCGGCGAGCUGUUGCUGGCGAUCUGCGACUCUGAUCCCAAGACAAUGUCGAGCGAGAUCGGCUACGGGCCCUGCGCGGGUUUCCUGAUGCAGGCCAACCUGGCACAUGCGCUGCCCACGUCCGCCGCGCCCCGCACGGCUGCAGCAGGAAGCGGCGAGACACGCGCCGUCAACCCCAUCACGGGCCAGCUGGAGCCCAGCGCUGCAGACUUGGCCGCCGAAGCCAAGGCACUGGCCGCGAUGAGCGAGGAGCAGAAGGAACAAGAGGCCGAACGGCUCUUCACGCUCUUCGACCGCCUCAACAAGACGGGCGUCGUCAACGUCAAGAAUCCGGUGCGCGAGGCGCGCGAGAGUGGCAGGUUUGUGGAGAUCGACGAGAGAGAGGAGGAGCGGAGAAGGAAGGAGGAGGACGAGGAGGAGAAGAGAUUGGAGGAAGAGGUGGAGAGAGAGAUGGGACAGUAUCGAGCUCGGAAGGGACGAGGCUGAGGCGGCAGAGGAAGCAUGUGAUACCCCCGCAAGCCGCGGCUUCUCAUUAUCCAUCUGAUGCGAUGUUGAGACUCCCGUGGUGCUCCUGGCCUGCAGCAUCUGACCGCCGCACGGCCUCACGACCAACAUGGGCAUGCCGGCGGUCUUUGCGCGCUGAACGCGGAGCGUAUGAGAUCCCUGCUUGCCCCGCUUCGCAAGCUGUGCUGCUCUUGCUGCAGCAGCAGAACACACAGCAGCGCCAGCUGUGCCAACGGCUGCUCGGCUGCGCGACGGCAAGGGCGGGAACCGCAGAGCUCUGAGUGGCGUGCGACGCCCUGUAGCAGGUCCGCCAGAUCGCGGGCCGAAGCAAGCUCGCACAGGAGGCAAGCGCAGGAAGCAGCGCCCGCAUUUGCUAGCGUGCUCCUGCGAUGCGUCACUCAUGCGAGAGAACAGAUAUGACCUGGCAUUGACGAAGGAAGAAGCACAAACGAAUCUCUAU